Eimeria maxima is the source of this 1188-nucleotide messenger RNA. RefSeq lists its product as hypothetical. The coding region runs from base 1 to 1188 and encodes 395 amino acids. The record is from RefSeq and is a predicted model, not a curated record. The transcript has 5 exons. Lineage: Eukaryota; Apicomplexa; Conoidasida; Eucoccidiorida; Eimeriidae.
AUGAAGGAAGAAACAACAUUACAAGAGGAGGAGAAAAAGGAAAUAAAUCCUGUAGAUCUAAAGGAAAUACCUGUAUGGCUUCCCUUACAAAGAUGCAGAGGAUUAGGAUGGAUGCAUGGCAGUCAUUGGGGGUGUAUAGGCAUUAUUGAUUCAGGUCUUGAUGCAGCAAUCUUCUCUCGUGUCCAGCUAGUAGGAGGGGAGGAGGGGGAUUCUCUUUCUGCUGCUGCUGCUCCUGUUGUUGCUCCUGCUCCUGCAGCAGCAGCAGCAGCAGAAGCAGGUGGUCGUGGGGGGCGUGAGGCAGAAGGAGAUGCUGUUCUUCGUGUCUUAGAUAAUGUUACACCUGUAGAGAUGGAGGCAGCACCAGGAGAGGCGGCAGAGGUGGAUAUGGGUGGUGCAGCAGCAGCAGGAGCAGCAGGAGGAGGAGGAGGAGCAGCAGCAGAUAUGUUUGCUGCGCUCCUGCUUCCUUCUUCUCCUUUUAUUAAAAAAGAUGCAAAAAUUGUUGAAGGGGAUUUUACUGUCUUGCAUAAGGUUAAAGAUUAUGCAGCAGAAACAGACGAAAUAGGGGAGCUGCAAGUUUGUUGCGGGGAAAUGCUGUGGCACCCAAGGCCUCCUCUACUCAUUGCCUGCCGCAGCCUUUGGGCAUCACCGCAGCGCAUGCGGCUGUCUAAAACAGCAAAUAACUCAGAUGCUGCUGCUGCUGCUGUUGCUGCAGCAGCAGCAGCAGCAGGAGGAACAGCACCUGAUGAAUUUCUUGUACUGUCCGAUGUAGAGGAAGGAGAAGAAGGGAAAGCUGCUGCAGCAGAGGAAAGCCAACAAACAUUUCGAGCAGCGGGAUUACCAAAGGCAGCGCUGCAUGCGCUAAAAGGAACAUUAAAAGAUAGAGAAGCAUUUAGUCGUAUUGCAGCAGAGACGGCUACGAUGUCCGUACAGUCGCUUCGCCAAAUGCCUGCGACUCUCACGCGGCUUUCCAGUGCAACGGCUGAGGUUCUCUACAAGGCGUCAGCAGAUUGGGCUGCUGCAGGCAGUGCUGCUAUUCAAGCUGCUGCAACAUCUGCAGCAAAGAUGCAAAAGACUUUAAGGGACUUAUACGGGAAGAGCAGCAGCAGCAACAGCAAUAGCAGCAGCGGCAGCAACAGCAACAGCAGCAGCAACACAAACAAUGAUAAAGAUAAAGAUAGCCAUGCCUAG